UGCAGCAGUUGGGGCCGGCAGGCUGCACAGACCCUGCUGCCAUGCCGGGUGCCCCACUGCUUGCUUUGGGUCCCCCCGAAAGAGGCAAAAAGCAGCCGUCCAUCAUUCAGCUCUUGUGAGUCCCAGAGGUGCUCGGUGCCAGUUUGAUUUGCAGCCUUGAGUUUUGCUUCCUGGCCACCCGCAAUUGGUUCUGGGGGCGGGUGGGUUUGGGGGCAGCCCCUGGGACACGCUGUCCCUGCGGCACGGCUGGGAGAGGAGCUGCGGUGGGGACGGAGCAGCAGCCCAGGGCCCCGCCGUGCCCCCCGGACCCCUCACACCGCUGUGCGGGGGGAAACAGCCCGGCUACCCCCAUGGGGCACAGGGACACCCUGGACCAAUCCUGUGGACGUGGGGGGCUGCAACACGGGGUGAGGGGGUGUGGGACAGGGCUGGCAGCCCCCGGCAGACCCCUAUAGCCGGGGGCAGCAGUGGCAUCUCCGCAACGCAGUUGGCAUCGCCUCCCCCGGGCUGGCGCUGGCUGGGGCCCAUGUGAUCGAGGGGCUGCCCCGUCCCGCCGCGUCCAGCCGCCCGCACGGCGACGGAGCCAGAAGGUCGAGCCGGCGUCCCUGACGGAGCGUCCCCGGCACCGAGGAGGGUCCCCUGGCACCGGCUGGCACGCCCCGGGGUCAUCCUGCCACAAUGCCCCGCGGGAAGAGGGACCCCGUGCUGCUGCCCCAUGCGGACACGGAUGGCGAGGGGCUCCGCGGCGGUGGGGACGGCCAGCGGUCCGCGUCGGAGGAGGAGGGCCACCUCCCCGGCCUCCCCCGCGACGACCUCGCCAAGAGCAUGUCGGGCUCCUCCGUCUCCUCCUACCACUCCGCCCUGUGCUCCGAGGGGACCGAGACCUUCAAGGACUGCCUGGAGUUUCUGGACGAGGAGGGGACGCCCCCCCGGGACGCGGGGCGGCGAGGCGGCUGUGCCGAGGGGGCUGCUCCGGGGCGCUGGGCUCCGGGAGCCCCUGGUGUCCCCCCACCGCCCGGCCCCCUCGCCCGCCCGCGGCCGGCUCAGCUGUCCAGCGCGGCUAAGAAUAGCGCGGCGCCGGGGAGCAGGAUGGGUGCCCUCGGCGGGGACCGGCAGGCUGCCACCAGCACGGCCGCGGAGCCGGCUCGGCCGCGGAACCCCGGCGGGAUGCUCGGCGGGACGCCCAGCGAUUCGGACGAGCUGGACGGCGAGGUGCGGGCGCUGACGGCCAGGGCCUUCCGCAGCCUCUCGGGCCUCCCCGGCGCCCACCUCGACAUGUGCAGCUCCCACACCUCCUCCAGCCUCUCCAACUCGCUGUCGGAGGACGGCGGGCGGCCGCGGCGGUGGCCGGCGGGCGGCGGUGAGACCCGGGGCGCGGUGACAGCCCUCCAUGGCCGGGUGGGCUGGCCCUUCCCCACCGGCGUGGAUGGGGAGCUGCUGGGCUUGCUGGGGAAGGAGCAGUUCGAGUGCGUGGAUGUGGAGCUGGAGAGCGGGGAGGCCAGGAAGGGCCACGGCAAGAAGAGGACGGUCCCCAAGCGCCAGAUCCUGCUGAAGAGGAAGGAGAGGAAGGAGGCGGCUUUUGGCCCCUGGGGUGAUGGUCCAGCCCCCCAGCCGCUGCCCCCCUCCAGGAAGGAGCCCCCCAGCAAGGGCAGGGCCAUCGGAGAGGACUUCAGGCUCAACUACAAGCAGUUCAUGAAGACGGCCUCCCUGGACAGCGAUGCCAGCAAGACCAGGGCGGCCUCGUCCCUGGUGAAAAACGUCCUGGCCAAGAAGAUGCAGUACGAGCAGAGGAUCAAGAUGGAGCAGAAGGGGCUGCGGGGCAGCUCGACCUCCUCGGGUCCGUCCUCCGCCGGCACCGACCUGCUGGGUGACGGCCUGGAGGGCAAGUCCAGCUCGCUGUCCCGCUCCGACUGCAGCUUCUCCGCCGAGGACCUGCGAGGCGGCGGGAUGCCGGUGGCCGCGGUGGCCGCGGGGGACGCCAGCACCCGUCCCACCAAGGGGGUAGUGCUGAGCGAGGCAACGAGGGAGAGCGUCUGCAAGCUGAAGAAGACCUUCAACGAACUCAACGAGAGGAUGAAGUACCAGGAGGUGCUGGGGGGUCACCGGCUGCCCGGCGUCGCUGAGGAACCGGCGGCAGAGCGGAUCCGUUACCGGCGGGCUCGCGCCUUGUUCGAGCCCCCCCCCGAUGCGGGGAAGGCGCUGGACAUUGCCCCCCGGUUUGAGAGGGCGCCGAGGCCGUGGCCCAGCCUGCGGCAGCGAGCCAUCCGCCCCGGCCACCCCCAAACCCUCCCCGUGGAGCCCGACGGCCCCGCCGCGCCGCCCCGCCGCCUCUUCACCUCCCGGGCGCAGGACGUGAGGCUGGUGCCGCAGGGCCCGCGCGAGGAGAAGCCACCGGCCGUGCCCCGCCGGCCGCACAGCCCCGGCACCCCGGCACGGGGGUCCCCGCCGGCCGUGCCCCCCAAGACGGAAGAGAAGGGGAAGGGGCGCGUCCCCCAGCCCCGGGACGUGCGCAAGCUGGUGAAGAGCAGCUACAGCCUCUGCUUCGGGGCCGCCGGCGCAUCCCCCGGCACCGCAGCGCCGGUGAGCAGCGGGGAGCCGCCGCCGGCCGCCCCGCUCGUCAUCCAUUGCACCUCGGUCCGCCGGCGGGAGACGGCGCCGCAGCCAGGGGACGGGGACGUGCAGGCGGCCACCGGCCGAGAGGUGGCCCCGGCACACGCCGAGGGUCCCGCGCAGCUCGCCGGCAGCCAAGCCGCGCCCCAGCAGGGCUCCCCCGUCCACAUCACGAGGGUCCAGGCCACGCGGAGGGAUCCGGCCACCGCGGAGGGCCCCGCCGCAUCGCCCCCGCGCCGGGAGCGGAGCGAGCUCAGGCUGCCGCCGCGGGCGCCGCUGGCCGAGGGCGUCCCGCACGUGGAGACCCACCUCCAUGUGCUGGUGGGCCGGCGGUCCCCGGCGGCCGCAGACGCCUCCCCGGCGCAGAGCAGCGCGCUGCUGCGCACCGAGAAGACCGUCCUGCUCCCGCCGCCCGCUCCCACGGAGGGACAGGACGCACGUGGCCGCGGUGGCACCGGCGGGCUCUGUGCCACUGAGGGGCCCGGGUCAGCGGUGCAGCGGCACGGCAGCAGUGACGGCGGGGACCCCCGAGCAGUCCCCCCGGCCAGCGGCAACGUGCACCCACAGCCUUGGACAGCGGCGGCGAGCGGCGCGCCGAAGCCACCCACGGGCGAGCAGGGGUCGGCAGGGAGCAGCGGCUCUGCCGGCAGCACCAGCCCCCCCGCCGCCCCCUUUCGAGCCGGGGACGGUGAUGAAGGUCCCUCCGGGCAGCUCUCGGAGCGCAGGGAGGCCUGGGAGCACUCAGCGAAGUGGCCGGCGGACACCGAGACAUACCUGCCCGCGGAGAACUCCAACUACUUAGCAAUUCCUGUGAGAGCCCCCAAAUCCUCUCCCAUGCCGAAGCUGCCCAUGGUCCCCAACCCAGCCAGUGCGUCCUUCGGGACCCCCUCAGUCCCCAACCCAGCCAGUGUGUCCUUCGGGAGCCCCUCAGUCCCCAACCCAGACAGCAUGUCGUUUGGGACCCCUAUAAUCCCCCACCCAGCCAGCACAUCUUUUGGGAUCCCCAUGGCCCCCAACCAAGGGAGCACAUCCUUUGGGACCCCCUCAGUCCCACACCCAGCCAGUGCGUCUUUUGGGACCCCCAUGGUCCCCAACCGAGCCAGCACGUCCUUUGGAACCCACUCAGUCCCCAACCCAGCCAGUGGGUCUUUUGGGACCCCCAUGGUCCCCAACCAAGCGAGCACAUCCUUCGGGACGCCCUCAGUCCCCAACCCAGCCAGCGCAUCCUUUGGGACCCCCACAGUCCCCAACCGAGCCAGCACAUCCUUUGGGGCUCCCUCAGUCCCCCAGCCAAUGAGCGCAUCCUUUGGUGCCCCCACGGUCCCUAACACGACCAACUCCUCUUUAGGCUACCCAUCAGCCUCCAGCCUGGCCAGCAAAUCAUUUGGAGCUCCCUUGGUCUCCAACCCCACCAACAAGUCUUUUGGGACCCCCCUAAUCCCCUACCCAGCCAGCGCAUCCUUUGGGACUCCCUUGGUCCCCAACCUGUGUGGUGCAACCUUUGGGUCCCCUUUGGUCCCUAACUCAGCCAAUGUGUCCUUUGGGACCCCCUUGGUACCUAAUCAAUCCAGUGCAUCCUUUGGGCCCCCACUGGUCCCCAAUCCAUCCAGUGCAUCCUUUGGGACCCCCUCAGUCCCUAAUCUGACCAAUUCAUCACUUGGCUUCCCCUUGCUCCCCAACCCAGCCAGCUCAUCCUUUGGGUCCCCCUUGGUCACCAACCCAGUCCCCGCAUCCCUUGGGCACCCAUCGAUCUCCAACAUGGCCAGCUCAUCCUUUGGCUCCUCUUUGGUCCCCAACCCAUCUGGGGCUCCACUGGGGACCCUGCCAGGUGGGGAAGCACCCUGGAGCAAACAGGGCCCCGAUGCCCCCCUGCCCCGUCCCCCCGAGGGCCUGGUGUCCGCAGAGCGCCCGGUGCUGCUGCCCCCAGCCCAGCCCCAGCCUCGCCCCGAGGACACCCCCCAUCUCCUAAGGGGAACCGACGGCCCCUCACCGAGCAGCAAGAGCACACAGAGCCGCACCAAGCCCUUCGCCCCCCACCUGCCCACGCACCGGAGGAUGCUCGUCGAUCCCGACAGCGGGAAAUGCUACUACAUGGAGCCACCGCGGCAGCCCCAGCUGAAAACACUUUACGACCCUGAGACGGGGCAGUACCUGGAGGUGCUCAUCCCACCAGUGGCAUCGCACGCUGGGCUCUACCAGGCUCCUUUCAACCCCAUGGUCAUGGCCCCGGGGGUCUAUGCUCCACCCUAUGUGCCUUACAGCGGCUUCCCAGGGCUCCCGGCACCCCCACCGCCUGCUGCCCCCUCCCCGGUGCACCCCGAGCUGCCGGCUGCCGAAAACCCCAGCUUCUCAGGGACCUUCAGCCCCACUCCCAAGAGUGAGGGGCCACCCACUGCUGGUGGUCCCGACUGCGGGUACCUGGAGGGUCUGUACUACAUCCCCACGGGGAUGCGGGCCAGCCCCGGCCCUGGCCAGCCCCCCACCAGCCCCGAGAAGGGACCUCGGCUCCCAAUGUGACAAUUCUCAGUGGGGACAGACCCACCUGGCGUGUCCCUUCACUAGCAGCCAGGCUUCAACCCCAAAGUCAGCACCACAGACCCCCUGCCCGUGGUGCUGAGGGGCAACGGGCGCCGGCUGGACCUCACCGGCUCCUUGUGGAAACUGGGAGAUAAAGGGUAUUUUCCGGUGCGAGCAUAUGGCAGCUCCAGCGGGGCUCAAAGUCGUGGGCCCUGGUCAGCAAAGGGAUCCCUUUGCAUGGCCCCCCUUUCCCUGUCCUGUGCCGAGGGUGACCUGGGCUGGUCGGCAGAGGGGGACGAUGGCCCGGUCACCGCCAGCCCCCCAGCCACAGCUGUGGCACAGUCUCCCUAAAAUAGUAAUAAAAAUGCUGAGAAGAGCAUUAAAUCCUA
Messenger RNA from Columba livia (rock pigeon), 5516 nucleotides. RefSeq names its product proline rich basic protein 1 (gene PROB1). Gene Ontology annotation, biological process: biosynthetic process. Gene Ontology annotation, molecular function: catalytic activity; pyridoxal phosphate binding. The record is from RefSeq and is a predicted model, not a curated record. The coding region runs from base 679 to 5127 and encodes 1482 amino acids. Gene Ontology annotation, cellular component: nucleoplasm. The transcript has a single exon. NCBI's taxonomy places the organism in Eukaryota, Metazoa, Chordata, Aves, Columbiformes, Columbidae.